Molecule: messenger RNA, 723 nt
Organism: Myripristis murdjan (pinecone soldierfish)
Lineage: Eukaryota; Metazoa; Chordata; Actinopteri; Holocentriformes; Holocentridae
Product: potassium voltage-gated channel subfamily E member 2-like
Exons: 4
Coding region: 166-627 (153 amino acids)
Biological process (GO): ventricular cardiac muscle cell action potential; negative regulation of delayed rectifier potassium channel activity; regulation of ventricular cardiac muscle cell membrane repolarization
Cellular component (GO): membrane; voltage-gated potassium channel complex
Molecular function (GO): potassium channel regulator activity; transmembrane transporter binding; delayed rectifier potassium channel activity
Source: RefSeq, a predicted model, not a curated record
CCGGAGAAGCAGGUCGGCAGGGAUCCACAUCUCCGCUCUGGGGCGUGGAGUUCCUUAGCAUCUUUAGCUCAUCUGCUAACUAGUAGCAAGCAAGAUCCAUCCUCAUCUCUUGUUAAACAAUGGAACGGGAUCGGAAAUUGUGCCAGGUCGAUCACUGGUGGAUUAAUGUUUUGCUGCACGUGCUCUCCCCUUGCCACUUCUGUCGUCUCUCCACCACUCCUGCGGGCUACGGAAUUUUACCAGUCACCAGCUCAUUGGACCUGCGUUUUCUACACAAUCAGAGACAGGAAAAAGAUAAGCAUGUCUGAUUGGUCCAACCUGACCUUUCACCUGGAGGAUUCCUUGACCAGUGCCUUGAGUCAUUACCUCAACAACUGGAGGCAAAAUAUCUCAGCCGCAGCAAACGCCCUGGACAAGACACUGGCUGAGGAGAACUUCAGGAACGUGAUCUGGUACCUGGCAGUGAUGAUCGGCAUGUUUUCUUUCAUCAUCGUGGCCAUCCUGGUGAGCACAGUCAAAUCCAAGAGGAGGGAGCACUCCAACGACCCGUACCACACAUACAUUGAGGAGGACUGGACUGCUGAGAUUAAACAGAUUCAUAUCAUCGGCAACACCACUGCCAGCUAAGAUAAACACAGAUAACGUGGCACAGAGAAUGUCAUCACUGUUAUCAUCAGCAUCAACAUCACAGGUCAUCAAAACUGUCUUUUUUCCAUCUGUCCA